Messenger RNA from Penicillium concentricum, 321 nucleotides. Its product is annotated as mitochondrial 54S ribosomal mL53 domain-containing protein. The transcript has a single exon. Bases 1 to 321 code for a protein of 106 amino acids. The record is from RefSeq and is a predicted model, not a curated record. Gene Ontology annotation, molecular function: structural constituent of ribosome. Lineage: Eukaryota; Fungi; Ascomycota; Eurotiomycetes; Eurotiales; Aspergillaceae. Gene Ontology annotation, cellular component: mitochondrial large ribosomal subunit.
AUGACCAUCCCCAUCGCCACGAUAACCAGCUUCCGAACCGCCUACAACCCCUUCUCCCGCGCUGCCCGCCCAUGCCGUCUCUUCCUGGGCAUGCUGCGCACACCAGACACUAUCCCAACAAGCAGCCCGACCCACAUCGAUAUCAAGGUGAAGCAGUUGCCGCGCGACUCCACCGAGUCACCGACCAUGACUGUCGGUUUUAAGGGCGGCAAGGAGCUUACGCUAGAUGUUGGAAAGCGCGGGCUGAAGAUUGGCGAUGUUAUCGAGGAGGUGUCCCGUGUUGGCAGAGCUCUGCAACGGGAGGCCAGCUUGAAGAACUAG